GAGUCCUCAGAUCUGUCAACUACAGCUGCCCAGGUACUUCUCUGCCAGUCGUCAGUGCGCUCUCGACGAAUAAGCAAAAUGAACUUAGAAGAACGAGCAAUAGAGUACGAAACCUACAUAAGUCAAUUCGAUUCCGAUUCGGAGGAUGACGAAAUCGUGAAGAAGCUCAAGUACAACGGGUUGUUCAGCGAGGAAGACGACCAUGGCUUCAUCCAUGUUCUUCCUGGUAUAGUACCCGGUUAUUUCAAGCAAUGCGGCUCGAAGCCAAAAGAUGGACAAACCAUCUAUAACAACAACAUGGAACAGCAUAACUCUAUUGUGAGCGGCAUGCAAGCUCUCUCUUGUAACAUAAUACAAAGGCUCGUUAGUGCUCCCAGAAAUCCACCAGGACGCACAUGUUGUCGUCCUAGGGUCUGUCGCAAAAAUAGACGCCCAGCAAGGAGAACACCGAACACAGCCUCGGCUACUGAUAACACUCAAGCCCCAGGACCAUCGUCGUCCCCGGUGGAGGCCGACGAGAUGCAGCCACGCGAACAGACGCCCAUGGAUCCGUCUACAGGUACCAUAAGAAAAGUCUUGAAGCCAAAGAAUAAAAAAAAUAAGAAGACUCACGAUGAUUAGUGAGAAAGAGUAUUGCGAAUACAAAUUAAACAAUAUUAAGUUUUGUAUAACAGUACGAUAGUUAUUACUAAAUUCUAGUUACAUGAGCUUACUUGCUUUAACUUUAGUGACCCACGUAAUUUUAAACUUUUUGCGAAUUUCUGACUAAUUUUCAGUUUAAAUUGGAUUUAUUUACUUAAAUUUUUUGCGACAUAACCGUAUAAUUUUCUAUUGUUGUUUACUUAUUCAUUUCCGUACUUCAAGUCCCGUACUAUUUAAUUUUCUUCACUUAACUUUUAAAACCCUAAUAAAUAAAAAAAAAAAACUUUUAAAACCUUUUUAGCAAAAUCGAUAUACGUUGCUCAAAACGGUUGAUCUUGAUUUUAAUUUAUCAAUACGAAUUGUCGCGUGGAACUCCACCUAAAAUUAUUUAUAGAUCCCAUAUCUUUUGUCUAAAUUAAAAAUGUUCUUUUUUCAACUGUUCUUUUCAUUAUUCUAGAAUUUUCAGUGGAAAUUUCUUUUAUAAACGAUAGUUUAAAAUAUAAGUAAUGAUUCAUGUACUUGUCUAAUUGGUAAUAAAGAAAAA
Phymastichus coffea is the source of this 1186-nucleotide messenger RNA. RefSeq lists its product as uncharacterized. The transcript has 2 exons. NCBI's taxonomy places the organism in Eukaryota, Metazoa, Arthropoda, Insecta, Hymenoptera, Eulophidae. The record is from RefSeq and is a predicted model, not a curated record. Bases 79 to 621 code for a protein of 180 amino acids.